UUGGCUGGACUCUCGUCCGAAGGCAGGUGCCACUAAGAAGAAGAGGAAGAAGUGAGCGGAUCGCGAUGGAGAAACGUCUGUCAAGGCUGCCGGGGAGCCACGGGGAGACGUACGGAACUUUCGUCUUCGCCGAAGAGGGACAUACCCUGGGAAACGCGCUCGCUUCUGUGAUAAGUGAAUAUCCGGGCGUGAAGAUAUGCGGCCACACCGUGCCGCAUCCCGCGGAGAACCGAGUACACCUGAACAUCCAAACAACCGGCGAAAAUGUGAUCGAGGUACUGAAACGGGGCCUCCAGGAUCUCGAGAAGAUGUGCGACCACACGAUCGAGACGUUCGACAAGGCCUACGAGAAGCACAAGGCCACCACGCGCGAUCCCGCGGACGCCACGUAACGGCGUGGUUUUCCCCUUCGGAUUACCAAUAUAUUAAUUUUUUUUUAAUUGCAUAAAUAAGUGUAGAAUUAAAAUUGUACGUUAAGAGCGCAAAGUUUCUUAAGAAAAAUGAAGUUUUAAUGUUUCAUUUCUCUCUCAGAAAUUGCAUAAAUAAGUGUAGAAUUAAAAUUGUACAUUAAGAGCGUAAAGUCUAAGUUUCUUAAGAAAAA
Molecule: messenger RNA, 601 nt
Organism: Wasmannia auropunctata (little fire ant)
Lineage: Eukaryota; Metazoa; Arthropoda; Insecta; Hymenoptera; Formicidae
Gene: l(2)37Cg
Product: probable DNA-directed RNA polymerases I and III subunit RPAC2
Exons: 3
Coding region: 66-392 (108 amino acids)
Biological process (GO): DNA-templated transcription
Cellular component (GO): RNA polymerase I complex; RNA polymerase III complex
Molecular function (GO): DNA-directed RNA polymerase activity; protein dimerization activity
Source: RefSeq, a predicted model, not a curated record